GGGGCGAGAGCGGUGCAUUGUGGGAAGGCAUGGCACGGUGAAGGCAUAAAGUAUGGCGGAUGGGGAAGAGCCGGAGAAGAAAAGAAGGAGAAUAGAGGAGCUGACUGAGAAAAUGGCAGUGGAUGUCGGCAGCACCGGCGAUUGGGAUGGGCGAUGGAGUCACGUGCAGAAGUUUCUGGAGAGAUCUGGGCCCUUCACACACCCUGAUUUUGAAGCGAGUGAGGAGACACUCCAGUUUUUAUUGGACACAUGCAAGAUCCUGGUGAUUGGAGCUGGUGGUCUUGGAUGUGAGCUUCUAAAGAACCUGGCACUGUCAGGAUUCCGUCAUAUCCACGUCGUAGACAUGGACACCAUUGACGUGUCCAAUCUGAACAGACAGUUCCUCUUCAGGUCAAAAGACGUAGGGCGUCCCAAGGCAGAUGUAGCAGCUGACUUUGUAAACAGCCGAGUUCCUGGAUGUCACGUUGUACCACACUUCAAGAAGAUUCAAGAUUUUGAUGAAUCGUUUUACAGACAAUUCCACAUUAUUGUGUGUGGGUUGGACUCAAUCAUUGCUCGACGCUGGAUGAAUGGAAUGCUGCUGUCACUGCUUGUGUAUGAAGAUGGAGUUUUGGAUCCCAGCUCCAUCAUCCCACUGAUAGAUGGAGGUACAGAAGGAUUUAAAGGGAAUGCGAGAGUUAUCCUGCCUGGAAUGACUGCAUGUAUAGACUGUACACUGGAGCUGUACCCUCCACAGAUUAAUUUCCCCAUGUGCACUAUUGCUUCAAUGCCACGGCUGCCUGAACACUGCAUUGAGUAUGUGAGGAUACUGCAGUGGCCCAAAGAGAAACCAUUUGGAGAUGGUGUAGCUCUGGAUGGUGAUAACCCUGAACACAUUCAGUGGGUGUUUCAGAAGUCUCUGGAGAGAGCGGCUGAAUUUAACAUCACUGGAGUUACUUACAGACUCACUCAAGGAGUGAUAAAACGAAUCAUACCUGCUGUUGCAUCCACUAAUGCAGUCAUUGCUGCUGCUUGUGCUACAGAAGUUUUUAAGAUUGCUACAAGUGCUUAUAUUCCUUUAAAUAAUUAUCUGGUCUUCAAUGAUGUGGAUGGCUUGUAUACUUACACAUUUGAGGCUGAGCGAAAGGAUAAUUGCUCAGCAUGUAGUCAAGUUCCUCAGAAGCUACAGUUUCCUCCCUCUGCUAAACUACAGGAAGUUCUGGAGUAUUUGACUGAGAACGCAUCUCUACAAAUGAAAUCUCCAGCCAUCACUGCAACACUUGAAGGCAAAAAUAAAACACUUUAUUUACAGACUGUUGCCUCAAUUGAAGAAAGAACAAGACCAAAUCUCUGCAAAACCUUGAAAGAGCUGGGAUUGGCUGAUGGGCAGGAGUUAGCUGUGGCUGACGUCACCACACCCCAAACAGUUCUCUUCAAGCUCAACUUCACAUCCUAAACACAACCAGUCCAGCAUCUCAUAUGCCAGACUCUUCCUGAUAGAAUACUGCAGUGAAGGCUCUCUCCACACUUUAUUCAUGUGACUGUCUUUCCUUUAUAGACAAACCCGAUUGAAACAGCUGUUAUUAAUAUUUAAGUCUCUGUUUUAUUGUGUAAAUAAGGCUGAUUCUUGGGGAUGUCCCUUUUGCCGAUCAGAGUCACAGUUUAAUCAACUGGGUAUUCAGUUCCAAUCCUUUUUUUUUUUUUGUGCUUUGUUUUGGCAGCGUGCCCUCUGGUGUCUGCUAGACUGUAUUAAUGGACAUUAUUCACAGCCAGGAGAGAUGAUGAGUGUUCCCAGGAGGGUAACAAAACAGUUUAAAGUCUGCAGUGUGGCAAACCUCUGCCAAUUUGUUCUCUGGUAUUUAAACCAUGGGGAGAAAUGCCCUCGACUUUUGAAUUAGGGUUGUUUAGAAAUGUGUGUGUAUAUAUAUCAUACAACCACUACAUUUUACAUGGGAGUACUUCACAGUUUAUUAGCACUGAAUGAAUAGUUCUGGCUUAUGAACAUACAGUAUAGAAAAUAAGAUAAUUGUGCAUUCACAACAGUGUAAAAUAAUUAUUCCGCCUAUUAUACAAAAAAUCCAAAUACACCAGUUCAGAGUGUGUACCAGUAUACACACAUCAAACAUAAAGCUAUUCAUAAUAGCAAUUCAGCUUUUUCAAAAUAGCUUUUGGCAGAAUGAUCAUGAAGAGCAGUCAAACUGUAUAAUAAAGACAUUUAAGUAAGCCAACAAACCAAUGAAUCGUUUAAGAAUGUAAUGUUUUGAAAAUUGUUUAUUUAAACCAAAAUUAUUUUACCUCAGUAUUCAUUAGCAGCACUGCUUAUAUUGUUUAAUUUGUGUUUCUGUAGAAACACAAGCAUUAGAUUGGAAUGGAAAGGUAUUUGUGAAUACUCUGCAUUUAAGAUGUAUAUUAAUCUGAUUUAAGGGCAAAAACUGGAUUGGGACAUCCCUACAGAUUCUGGAUACACCUGUAAUGUUUAUGUUGUGUGCCUAUUCAGUCACCCAGAAAAAGCUCAUUUGAAGUCUCCUCACAGUUAGAUAUAGUUGUCAGUUGAAGAUAAGAUAACUUCUGUCCCUGUUACUGACCAGUUCCACAAGCCAAGAGCAGCUGAAAGAGAAGAUGCCAGCACAAACAGUAUUCUGCACUGGUGGUACAGAAUUCCCCACUUUUAUAUUAUUAUUAUUUCUGAAUCUCACAGAAAAAUGGUUGGUGUUUUUAUCAGAAACUGUUUUUGCCUGUUCAGAUCUGUUCAAAUGUACAUAUCACUGGUCACUUCUAUGCGCAUCAAUAAACAUGCUGUAAUGCAGACAGUA
Astyanax mexicanus (Mexican tetra) is the source of this 2792-nucleotide messenger RNA. RefSeq names its product ubiquitin-like modifier activating enzyme 3 (gene uba3). The coding region runs from base 53 to 1435 and encodes 460 amino acids. The record is from RefSeq and is a predicted model, not a curated record. Lineage: Eukaryota; Metazoa; Chordata; Actinopteri; Characiformes; Acestrorhamphidae. Gene Ontology annotation, molecular function: NEDD8 activating enzyme activity. Gene Ontology annotation, cellular component: cytoplasm; nucleus. Gene Ontology annotation, biological process: protein neddylation. The transcript has 18 exons.